ACGUAUAUAAUGUCUAUGGUUCUGAUGUUCUCCAGUAGAUGUCGCUCUUGAAGUGUUGGAGGAAAGCGUCAUCGUCUCCUAGCAGCGGCAUGUGGAGAGCGAGACGUCUAGGACGCAGAAACUUCCUAACGGACAGAGCAAAUGGGUCUUUUUGACAAGCUUGCGGGUUUGCUGGGUCUGAAAAAGAAAGAAGUAAAUGUAUUGUGUUUGGGUCUGGACAACAGUGGGAAAACUACCAUAAUCAACCAACUAAAACCCACUAGUGUAUGCCAUGUUCCUGUUUACCAAAGUAAUACUUUGAAGCUCUGUUGUAAGACGGUGAUCUUUCAAUAUUGUUUUACCUCCUUGCAGGCUCAGGCUCAAGACAUUGUUCCAACCAUUGGAUUCAGCAUAGAAAAGUUUAAAACCUCAAGUCUUUCAUUCACAGUCUUUGACAUGUCGGGGCAGGGGAGGUACAGAAAUUUGUGGGAACACUAUUACAAGGAGGGUCAUGCCAUUAUAUUUGUAAUUGACAGCGGAGAUAAACUAAGAAUGGUGGUGGCAAAGGAGGAAUUGGAUACGCUUUUGAAUCAUCCUGACAUUAAGCACAGGAGGCUACCCAUACUCUUCUUCGCCAACAAGAUGGACCUCAGAGAUGCAUUAUCUGCUGUAAAGGUUUCCCAACUGUUGUGUCUGGAAAAUAUUAGGGACAAACCCUGGCAUAUCUGUGGCAGUGAUGCAGUAAAGGGGGAUGGCUUGCAGGAGGGCGUAGACUGGCUACAAGGGUUGUGGUGAAUGCAAUUAUGAAAAUCAUGUCUACAGACCUGCAAACUUGUCGCUUUUCGGCGACAAUCGCCGUUUUCUUGGUCAAUUGGGUCAUUCACGUGAAUCGCGUAGAACUGGAGAGUUUUUUUUUUUGAGGUGGUGGGGGUGUCGGGAGGCUGCCCUUUAUCUGAAUGCCAUGCGGGCUAGAAUUGCCAAACAUUAUUGGAUCAUUCUUAUAAUUGACAUUUCUCUGGGCCAAUCGGACACUGUCACCUUUUUUACUCUGAGGAGUUUGCAGGUCUGAUGUCUAGCAGCUAUUGUGAUAAAGAUGUCAAACACUUACCAGUUUAGCGAGUUAUGUUUUACAAUUUAUAGUCACCUUAUUUUCUGCCGAAGUAAGCAGUCUGUGUAGAUUGAGCAUGCAUACUCAUAGUACUUUUUCAAUCGGAUGCAAAAAAUCUGAAGAAGUGUGCUGAAGUUUACGUCUUAUGGUGCUUUUUCAUUGCAUAGUACCCCACAGGUAAGGUCAGGUAAGCUCACCUUACUUUGGCUUGGUUAGCUUUUCCAUUGAGUUUAGUAACACUUCAGAGAGGGAGGGAUUAUAGGCGUGUCGUUAUAUUUGCACCACCUACUGCUGUGACAUCAUACAAAAGGUGGGAGCGAGCAUUGUUGGAAUGCAGUGUUUCCCAUACAUUAAUUUAUUUGUCAAUCUGUCACAAAAUCAAAUUUGACCAUCACAAAUAGAAGUGUGCACAUUGCUUUUGUCAAUAUACCUCUGUCUUGCAUGACAGUUUUUGUACAAACACCUGUGGCGUCAGUUGAUGUGCUUUGCUAAGUUGCAAAAUGCCACGAAGAUGUGCCACCACAGGUACGAUGUUCCUGAUUCUCAGCCUGUGGAUGGUUUUUACUGCUUAAAGGGAGUUUGGGAACUUAAAACAAAGCACAGAUGACAAUAGAUUUACUUGAGACACCGCAAACACGAAUGUACUACGCAAUGGAAAAGCGCCAUUAUAUUCACUCUGUUAUUUACGUAUUACAGGCCAGGCAACAGCAACACACAUUAUUAAGGUAAUGGGAUCACAUGUUGUACAUUCUGCAGUGUCUUUCAUGACAUUACAUAACACAAUAAAAUAGCAUUGUGCCUUUCGAAAAGUGCGUUUUCUUUGCCUAUAAAGAAACACUCAACUUUUUUGAAAAUAUGCUCAUUUUCCAGCUCCCCUACAGUACAGUUAAACAUUUGAUUUUUACCAUUUUGGAAUCCAUUCAGCUGAUCUCCAGGUCUGGCGGUACCACAUUUAACAUAGCUUAGCAAAGAGUUUUGAUACUACUUUUAAAACUUGACUCUUCUGUAGUUACAUCGUGUACUAAGACUGGCGGAAAAUUAAAAGUUGCGAUUUUCUAGGCCAAUAUGGCUAGGAAUAUACUCUUAUUCUGGCGUAAUAAUCACGGAAUUUGCUGCUGUAACAUGGCUGCAGCAGGCGCAAUGAUAUUACACAGCGCCUGAAAAAAGUCCCCUGCUAUUGAAAGUAACCAAGGGCCAAGGGACUAUUUUCGGGCAGUGCGUAAAAUCACUACGCCUGCUGCACUGUCCUGUUUCAGAUUGACUUUAAAGAUCCACGAUGUAGGCUUCGGUUAAUGCAGCCAUUCAGUCACUCAUCCGCGGAAGAACAUGAUAGUGAUAGUGAGUCCUAGACAAAGCCGCCCACUCCUGCAUGGGUCCUGUGAAUAAACCACUAACGUUACUCUGAGUGACUCAGUGAUAACAAGAGUCAUAACACACAACUGUUUGUGUGUCCAUGUGCCCGUCGGACUGCUGCAGCAGUCCUCGUAUUUUAAACAUUUGCAGUAGCCUUCUACCCAAAAUAUUGUGCCAGUCAAAUAUUGCAACAAAUCAGCCUACAUGAAUCAGUGGGUUAAUAGCACGAGCAAGGCUUGUGUCUCGUAGUCCAGGAAGCUCUGUAUUUGUAAGUCACUCUCUGUGUGAAUUCCAGAGUCACCGACUGACUCAGUGUCGCGUGCACGCAUCCCUUUGUACUGGGAGCUGCAGGAAAUUGUCCUAUGAUCCGGAAUAGCAGACUGUGGCUCACUCGGUUCCCUCAGUCGACAUUUGGUGAUGUAAAUUAACUUGUUGUUGCAAGUUAUAGAACUUAUGGCAGCCUUUGUAAAGUUAUUUGUUGUAAUUCUGUUGUAAACAAUUCGAGAGCUUUGUGUUACGAUUUCUAAUUUUCAAUGCAAAAUCUGGGAGGACUCAACUGACUCGGGUUAAUGGUCACUAAGGACUCAUGGUCAGAGUUGGGUAUAACGCGUUACUAUGUAACGCAUUACUGUACUCUAAUUACUUUUCCUGAUAACGCAGUAACGUAACGCUUUACAUUUUAAAUGUAUGUAAUUUGAUUACAGUUACCAAUGACAACAAAAUUACGUUACUAGCGUUACAAAUUAAGUGUUGAAAAAUUAAUUAAAAUGUAUUUUAAAAUGACGUUUUUGCCGUUGCUCAGCAACGUCUGUUAACGAGCAUGCUCGCAGAGUCUGUUAACGAGCAUGCGCGCAGCGUCAGUUAACGAGCAUGUGCAUAAUCACUCGUCGGAGCACACUGUGUGAGCGGUGGCUGAUCAUUCAAGUGGAAUACAGACAAUACAUGUCCAAAAAAGUGGGCUUUGCGCGAUGACAUCUGGUCUGCCAGAAGCGAUUGUACAGGUGUGUUUUUAAAUUACUAAUGUACAAUAAGGUUUUCUUUGUUUAACUAUGUUAUUUAAUCAUGAGCUCAAUGCGUGAACUUGCAUUAAUUAAUCAUAUGUUUAUUUAAACAAUUACCAAAACAACUUUUGAUUGUUAUAUUUAACGAACUAACAUGAAUAUUAACAUUCUUUAACUUUACUUGACCAAAAAGCCCUCGCGAAUGCGUUGACGUGUUAAAACUCUAGUUUCUGUCUCCGCGACCGCGAAUGAAUGUGCAUAGAUAGAUAGAUGGAUGUUAAUAAAUGUAGAAUGUUUAAUGAGAAAUGUUAAACAUGUGUAACUUAUUAUAAAAUCUACAAAUAUUUCUGCAUCAUAAUGACCAGCAAUUUUAGGAGAGUGCAAAUCACACCAAAAUAGCUUUAAGCAUUCAAAUAUGACCUUCGGUGUCUCGUCUCUUGUCUCCGCCCCCUUCUUCUCCCUGUUAAUAGUUUAAUCAUUAGUUCAUUACCCUCACUUGUUUUCCCCUUAUCCUGUUUAGUUUUUCAUAUUUAAUGCCAUUGUGUUCUUAGUCCUGUGCUCGUUCAUUUUGUACUGUUACUGUGUGAUUCUGUCUAUUGUUAGAAUCAUAGUCAAGUCUAGUUUAAGUCAUCUGUCAGUAUUCCGUGUUUGUUCUGCCCCCACGUGGGCUCUUGUUUUGUCUGUGUUAUAAUAAAGUGUUUUCAGUUCACCCCCGUCAUCGCCUGCGUUUGGGUUCAUCCGUCCUUGUUUCUGACAGUUUCACUUUGUAGCUUUUUUACAUUUGAUGUUGUCAAAGUAACUUAAAAGUAAAGUAAUUAGUAAUUAGAUUACUUUUUGCAUGUAGUAAUCAGUAAUGUAAUCAAAUUACAUUUUUAAAGUAGUAAUUAGUAAUUUGUAGUGGAUUACUUUUUUUAAGCAACUUACCCAACACUGCUCAUGGUUCCCGAGUCAUUUUAGGGAUCGGGUUAAAUGAUCAGAGUUUUUAGUGACUCGCUCAUCACUAAUACAGUCACACUCUGCAUAUUAGUGCUGUGUUCAAAAUAUCGAUAUCGAGACAAAUUAGUUGAUCUGUAUGGAAAGGAAACAUGUGGUCUGCGGAGUACAUAGAGUAAGAGGUAGCAAAGUAUACUUGACUUUCUGUGUUUGUCUCACGCGCGGUCUGCACACAUUACGUACUCUCUCUCUUUCUCUCUCAAUGAGUUCAGUAUAAAAGCAUAGAUAUCCUAAACUGCUGCAAAGUCAUGAAGUUAAAGUAGCUUUUCACAAAAAAGGCUGAACGUCGUCUCGUAAGCAAUCCAUAAAGCUAUUGCGUGCAUUUUUAAAAUCAGUGAAUUUUAAUAGAAUUAAAAGUAAAUUAAGUGCGGGCUGCUCUCUCAUACAGUCACGUAUUUGGGAAGAAAUAUGAAAAAGAGCUGCAAGUGUAAAGUCUAGGUAGGAGAAGAGAUAUGGCUACUUCAAACUAUAGCUGUCAUAUUCUAUUGAAGAAAAGGAUUUAUUCUGAAUACAUGUUUAUACAUAUAUUCAUAAACAGCCUAUAGAAGAAUUAAAAGAGAGAAUAUAUACCUAGAGUUAGGCACUAUCUUUGUAAAACUGCUUUAAAACAACAUGAGUUAAGUACUGUAGCUCCAAGAUUUAUGUCUUUUUGCAAGAUCCCCCAAAAGCUAAUAAAUGAAUAGCAAAAUCACAACUGUUAUAACACUGCUUAUUCAACCUGCUAAAAAACAUAGACCAUAAUAAUUACCAUGCUGGUUUGGUGCUGGUUUAGCUGGUGGUCACCAAAAUGUAACAGUACGACAGCAACGGUUAGGCCGAGCCCAACGUGAGCAGUAGCAAGCAUACAUGCGCCCAGCAUCUGCUGGCAUUAACAUAUCAUGCACGAUGGCCAAGAUUGCUAGCGUGAAAGAACGAGGAUGAAGCAAUUGUGUUACAAAUCCAACGUGAUAGGCUUUGCUGUAUAAGCCUUAUUCAGCCUGCCACCAUGUUGAUUUUAAAGCGAAGGAUAGACGUCCAGACUGUGUGAUUUAAGCGUAUUCUUUUGUACCGGGAUGCUGGUCAUUCAGCCAUCAAAACACAGAAAAUACAUAAUUUUACAAAUUUCCACAAGACAAAGAACCUCAGAAAUCAUGGCUGCCCACAUCCCAUAAAGAGUUGCUCUUACAGUAAUGUCAGAGCAGAGUGCUCAGAUAAACGUAUAACACCCAUACAUGGUACAGCUCACAUCAGCUAGAUGGGAAGAAUGCAACUGCCUAUACUUUAACUGCGCUGAGGGUGGUUUAGGGACAUAAUUUCUUAAGGGCAUAUACAGCCCGUGACGCCACUAUAAUAGGCGAGUAUUUCGGCCGCUUUCUCACUUAAAGGUGACCAAGAAUGUUAAACUGUAUUUACCUCAUCAUAGCUGAAUUAUUAGAGCUCUGUAUAUGGUAAUGACAUACCGUGAUCCUCAAAUAGUAAUGUUUCCUCAUUCUUAUGUAAAUCUUGUAUUUCAAAAGUCCACCGAAAAACAGGCCAAUCUCAACACAACAUAGACAGUGACUUAACAGUCAAGAUGUACGCCCCCAAAAUUUCUAUAUACACUGUAAAAAAAAUCCGUAGAAAUUGCAGCUGAGUUG
Misgurnus anguillicaudatus (oriental weatherfish) is the source of this 6050-nucleotide messenger RNA. Lineage: Eukaryota; Metazoa; Chordata; Actinopteri; Cypriniformes; Cobitidae. The record is from RefSeq and is a predicted model, not a curated record.